Zophobas morio is the source of this 807-nucleotide messenger RNA. RefSeq names its product four and a half LIM domains protein 5-like. Bases 1 to 807 code for a protein of 268 amino acids. Lineage: Eukaryota; Metazoa; Arthropoda; Insecta; Coleoptera; Tenebrionidae. Gene Ontology annotation, cellular component: nucleus; Z disc. Gene Ontology annotation, molecular function: transcription coregulator activity. The record is from RefSeq and is a predicted model, not a curated record. The transcript has 8 exons.
AUGCUUUUUUUAAUCCCAUUUCAUGCGGACUGCGUAGCUUGCCACGAGUGCACUCGAAAGAUUAUACCUGGAGAGCCCGCAAUCCAGACAGCGGAAACUUCGGAGCACUUUUUGUUUUUGUGUCCCGACUGCGACUGCGAGCUGACCUGCAGCGGCUGCAGGGAAGUAAUUAGUAGAACUUACCACAAUUAUACAAAAACCGAUAAUCUUUAUUAUCACAACCGCUGUCUCUCCUGUUCUUCCUGUGGUGUUUUAUGCACGAACAUUUCUACCCAAGAGUGGCCUUUCCAUUGCAUUGAAUGCAAAAAGACGCUCGAAACUGUCAACACCACCUUUCAGCCUGACUGUCCUUCGCUUUGCACUGAUUCGCCAGUUUCAAUCGAACCUCUUUUGGGGGGUCAUUCAGCAUACAAAAGUGCGCUUAGUGAGCUUGUACAUGUCUCGACUGAAAAGUGCAAAAGUUGCCUACUCCCGACUUCCGGGACAAAGUACGUCCGGCAAGAGGAUGGAAACACGUGGCAUGAGGAAUGCUUUCACUGCGCUAAGUGUGCUUGCUUUGUUUCGGGAAAAUUCAUCACUGCUGGAAGAUUUGUUUAUUGCUUUCACUGUUAUUCGACUUUGUUUUUGCCAAAGUGCUCCCUUUGCUCCGACGAAAUAAAAGCGGAAAGGUAUGUUACCGUUAAAGGAAAGGAAUACCACGCGCGCUGUCUCUCAUGCGCUGUUUGCAAAUCUCAUUUCUUUUUCCAUCAAAACUUUCAUCUCGUUGACGGAAGAAAUUAUUGUAAGCAAUGCUCCCCAAAUAGUUAA